Molecule: messenger RNA, 2529 nt
Organism: Plasmopara halstedii
Lineage: Eukaryota; Oomycota; Peronosporomycetes; Peronosporales; Peronosporaceae
Product: Tetratricopeptide repeat-containing domain
Exons: 3
Coding region: 1-2529 (842 amino acids)
Molecular function (GO): protein binding
Source: RefSeq, a predicted model, not a curated record
AUGGCAGACAAUAGUACGACGUGGGAUGCCUCCGGUGUCGUAGCGCAAGCCAAGGCGCUGAUUCUCUCGAGUAACUACAUUAAAGUAGAAGAUGCGCGGAAAGAAGUGGAUGACACGCUAUCUAGAUGGGUGAGCUCCGUUCAGGCAAUGAGCGACGACCAGGGCGUUGGUCAAGGCAAAACUGCUGUCGUGGCUCUCUGGCGUCAAUAUGCAGCUCUGGAAAUGGAGCUGCGGCAGUUUAAACAGGCAACAAAAGUUUUUGAACGAGCUGUGACCUGUCCCGUCGCGGGCUCCAGCAUGGCAUUGUGGCUACAAUACGCUGACUUUUGCGUGGAGAGGAAACGGUUCUCUAAUGCCCGUAAGGUCUUUAUUCGGGCCUUGGAGGCUUUACCCGAACGGGAACAUACAGCCAUAUGGGCUCGAUUCUUCGGCUUUGUCUGUACCCAUGUGGAUGGGACGCUUUCGCUAGCCACGUUGCAGCAUCAGGUUAUGCCCGACAAAUUUCCGAAUCCUGGAACUUCAAUAGCAAUUGCUCCCUCCGGUCCUUCUGCUUACACAACACCUCCUGUGGCAGUUAGUACACUGACAAAUCCUUUGAAGCCACUUCCAAACACAUUGCAGCCGCUGCCAUUGCAAGCGCAAGCAAAUGCUUCAACAAGCCAACCUGUGUCAGCUGUUGAUCCAGCUGUAGCUUUUAUUGAUACUACUGGUGAAGUCACGUCAUCGCCGUCUCCUCUUGCAGUCGACAGUGUAGGUUUAUCAAAGCGAAAGUCGGUAGAUUUACAAAUUGAUAGCGACGCGAAGCGUGGAAAGUCAAAUAGCGCCAGUACGGCGACGGCGUACUUUGUGCAUUUGCCACUAACGCUCCCGUUUAUCCCUAGCUGUUCUCGUUUGUUAUUUGAUAGCGUGGCCGAUGGUGAAGCUCAGAAACAGAUAGGUAACGAGCUCUUGGAACGAUUGUCAGACGUUCUUGGCGAUAGUGCCGUGUUUGAAGGGGUACGUGAUCUUCGUGACAAUCAGCGCAGUCGGGAUCGUGAAAUGCUAUAUCGCUGGCAAGAACUUGUUGGCAUGCAGAUGAAAGAAGGUAGCGAAUUGUUUGCGCGUCACAUGGCAUUGGAAAUGCAGCACGGCUUUUCGGACCCACGUGGACUGAUUGCUUUAAAGACACAACAUUUAGAACAACGCCGCGAAUUUUCAAAUCGAUGUCAAAUGUCACAACAACAGUUUGUUGAUAUAUGCGCCUUAGACCGUGCUGAUGCCUUGAAAGCCCAACAAAUUUCUCUUGAAAAUAUGAAAAUUCCGGAAAUGACCGUCACAACCGAUGCUGAUGCGAUUACUUUGCAGCGUGGUAUUGUAGGUUUGAUUUUAGAGGCUGAAAAAUUGUGGCGUGAGGAAAACCAGCCGAGUGUGGAUGCUUCUAACAAGAAAAGUCAACAGCCCCCAGUUGUAUCCUCAAGUCGUGGUCCAACGAAACAUAGGCGAGAUAGUCAAGACUCGACAGCGUCAAAUCACUCUAGUUCGCGUAGUGCUAGUGGCGCUGGGCCGCGUGGCAGUAGUCGACAAGAUUUACGCAGCGCUCGCAAUCAUGGCAACAAUAGUACAAAUCGUCGCCGCGAUCGAGACGCGCGUGGGGGUCGAGGCCGCUCGAAUAAAUGGGACAUUCAACCCCCCCAAUCAAAUUCUCGCUCUCCAGCCCUUGCAUCACCGCAUACCCGUUAUGAGUAUGCUGGACCAGAUCAGCAAAUGCCAUUAUAUGAUCGUGGGCCGCAACAGAUGCAGGCUUCGCUGCAGCAGCCUCGCCACUUUCAGCAGCAACCAUUCGGAGUACCACCUUACCAUGAUUAUGGAGGGCGGCAAGGUGCCAUGUCGGAACAGCAAGGGUAUGUGUUACAGCCCACAGGCCCCUAUUCGUCUGGCCCGCCAAAUUCUCUACGUCCUCGUGGAGAGGGUGAUUGUCUUGUAGGACAAGGAGGGCCUUCUAGAGGCAGCGCUGCGUGGCCGCAGCAGCAACCGCAGUCGUUUCAUCAGCAACCGCAGCCACUUCGGCAACACACAGGUCCUUUAAAUGAUGGGGAUGACUUUCGUCCUCCUUAUGAUCCUUCCCUGUCUCGAUACGGAGCAGCUUCAGGCACUGGACCUCUUCCUCCGUCUCGGGAUGGCCCUGAUCCCGUGCCGUACGGAGAUGGGCGUCGUACCGCUGUGCCAACAGCUCUCUACUACCAUGAGUCGCCAUCGCAACAAUCUCCUUACCACCCACCGCACCAGCAUCCUUCGCAGCAGCCAUCUAUGCGCCAUGAAAACUACCCUACUUUUUCGUACGACCAGUAUGGCUUUCCCCAAGGCGAGUUCCAGCAGCGAGGAGGCCGACCGGUGGGCAGUUACGGUCCAGGUGAACCUCCGCAAGAUAUGAUGACACAUCAUCCACCACAGCAGCGAUAUCAGCAGGACCAACUACUCCCGUCGCCAGCACCUGCUGGGAUGAAUUCAAAUCGUCGUAAUCGACGUGGUGGUGGGCGUUAUCGUCGGUAA